This is a messenger RNA of Centruroides sculpturatus (bark scorpion), 1869 nucleotides long. RefSeq lists its product as uncharacterized. NCBI's taxonomy places the organism in Eukaryota, Metazoa, Arthropoda, Arachnida, Scorpiones, Buthidae. Gene Ontology annotation, molecular function: DNA-binding transcription factor activity, RNA polymerase II-specific; ligand-gated monoatomic ion channel activity; RNA polymerase II cis-regulatory region sequence-specific DNA binding. The record is from RefSeq and is a predicted model, not a curated record. Gene Ontology annotation, cellular component: membrane; nucleus. Bases 1 to 1788 code for a protein of 595 amino acids. Gene Ontology annotation, biological process: central nervous system development; regulation of transcription by RNA polymerase II. The transcript is spliced from 11 exons.
AUGAACUACGAGUGCAAGCUUUGUGAUAAGUCGUUCACUAGUGAUCAGAAUUUAAUUCAUCAUAUCAGAGUCCACACAGGAGAAAAACCGUACAUAUGUGAAACAUGUAAAAAAUCUUUUGCUCAAUGGACCAAUUUGAAUCGUCAUAUCAGAACCCACACGGGAGAAAAACCAUACAAAUGCGUAACAUGUAAUAAAUGUUUUGCUCGAUUGGAUUAUCUGAACAAUCAUAUAAGAAUUCAUACAGGAGAAAAACCAUACAAAUGCAUGACAUUUGAAAGCAUGGUUCUACCCUUAAAACUGUCUUACAUAUUGUUGUACCUUAUUGGAGAUGAGAAAGUAGAUGUUGAAUUCCUUGACUCGCUUUUCCAAAAUGGAUAUUUUGUGGAGAUAUUUCGUGAAAAAGAUAACUUUUUCAUUUCUUCUUCGUUGACUUUUUUCUACACAAACGAAAUGAAUCAACUUUUCACCGCUAAUCAACAAUACUGGAAUACCUUUUCAGUAACUCCUGAUUAUAUUGAACUUUGUAAAUAUAGUGGUUGUAAGGAGUAUCCAGUAACAAGAAACGAUACUAUUGACGAUAUCGAAGGAAAACGAAUUUACGUUUACUUUGGUUUGGGGUCGAGUAACAAAGAAACUGUAUUUAAGCUGCAGUAUAUGAGAUUAUUGUGUGCAGGACUAAAGCUAAAAUGUAUUGAAACUGGUUUGUUUAGACAAGACGAUCAUCUAUCCAUGACAACAGAGGUUCGAAUAAGAAACUACAUGAUAUCUACCUCACCCGCCUUAGAUAUUUCUACUGUUUUUCUUUUGAAAGCUGGAAAACCCUUGAAUAAAAUUCAAACCUUUUUCAAACCUUUUGCCGUAAUGGUAUGGAUAUGUCUUUGCAUCACGUUGGUUCUCUUCAUUCUAUGUGUAUAUGCAGUUGAAAAAAUAGAAUCACGGAUCCAUGGUAAAGAUCCCCCAAAAUUGUCUACUAUUUGUUGGCUCGUUUUGCUUUCUCUGUUGAGACAAGGAGUGAACUUCAACCAAGUUCCUUCCUACACAUUUCGUGUAAUGGUUUGUGUCUGGAUCAUGAUGAUUUUUAUUCUGAGUUCCGGAUACUUGGGGAUAUUACCUUCUUUUAUGAUGAAUCCAGGAACCGAAGCCAUUCCUCAAAACUUCAAAGAAUUAGCUCUAGCAUUGGAGAAAGACAAAUAUAUUCCGUUAAUAUUUAUUGAUUCAUCCGAAGCUCGUAUCUUUCAUGUUGACUCGAGACUGGAUUUGCUAUCAAUAAAGGACGAUGAAAUUAAUUCAAUAGCAAAUUCCAUACAAAGAAAUGAAGACGUGAGUGUACUAUACGAGUAUAUUAUACCUAAAGAAGAGUUUAUUGAAGGAAAUUACGUCUUCAUUAGUUCAAAGUGGUCAUUGUCUAUGCUACAGACAGAAUGGGGAAAAGAAAUUAAACUUUAUCUGUCAUCCGAUAUCUUGUUUACUAAUUUCCUCUUUGUCCAAAUCAACACACAACUCUUUUAUCACACCAGGGAAGUUAUCAGAAUGGUGAAUAUUAUUCAGCAGAGCGGCUUGCCAGAUAAACUUGCAAGAACCCUUGUCGAAAAAAAGAUGAAUUUAACUGCAGGAUUAUAUUUGGAUGAAGAUGAAAAUGAAGUGGAAUCGGACGGUUCUGUUAAAUUCGAGGACAUUUCAAAUCAUUUAUACUUGUUGGGUGCAGGUUACAUUAUUUCUUUCUUCACAUUUCUGCUUGAAAUAUUGAUUGAUAAGAUAAUUAAUUGGAAGGAAACCAGAAACUAAAGAAAGACGUAACGUUUUUUCUACUUCACUCGUAAUUACAGUUUAAUGAAUUGUUUAAUGCUAUAUUCAUCGUAUGCAAGA